Nelumbo nucifera (sacred lotus) is the source of this 664-nucleotide messenger RNA. RefSeq lists its product as uncharacterized. Gene Ontology annotation, molecular function: calcium ion binding. The record is from RefSeq and is a predicted model, not a curated record. Lineage: Eukaryota; Viridiplantae; Streptophyta; Magnoliopsida; Proteales; Nelumbonaceae.
CAAGAAUCUUCUACUUGGUCUUCGGUUUAAGGCUUAGAGCUAGUAAGCAGCUUUUGUAACAGAAAUUUAGAAGAGAAAAUGAGUGUAGAAUUGUUGGAUGGUGCCACUAUUCUCAACUUUGUAGAGGAUGAAAAGGCCUUUGAGGGUUCAGUUCACGAUCGUUUUGCUUAUCUUGACACAGACCACGAUGGGUUGCUGUCCUACGCAGAGAUAGUGAAGGAGAUUCAGAGCCUCAGGGUCUUUGAGACCCACUUUGGCAUCGAUGUCAAGACAGACCCAGAUGAGCUUGCUGCUGUCCACCAUUCUCUCUUUGUCCAGUUUGAUCAUGAUUCCAAUGGGGCAGUUGAUUUGGAGGAAUUCAAAGCAGAGACUAAGAGGAUGAUGCUCGCCAUGGCAAAUGGGCUCGGAUUUUUGCCUGUGCAAAUGGUCCUGGAAGAGGACAGCUUACUAAGGAAAGCUGUGGAACGGAAGUUGGCCCAAGCUGCUGCUUAAGUUAAAUCUUUCUUUAAUUUAUAUAUUUUUUUUCCUCUGUCUCUUGUCCAAAGACGACUGGCGUCUUUCUUUUUUCCUUCUUUUCUAGAUUUGCUCAAGGGAACGAAUUAAAGCCAUGUAUGAGUCCUUCGGGAGAAAUAAAGCAACUGCUUCUUUUUAAAUUAUGAAGGAA